AUGUUGUCCGGAAAAUUGUUAAUGCAACGACUUCCCAAGCAGUUGCUUGGCCUUCGUAACGCGGCUAGCAUUGGUGCCAACAGUACUGCCUCUUUACAGAAGGAAACUCCUUUGGCAGAUGCCAUGAUUGCUCGUCCUCGUCUCGUCGAUUUGCAGCAGCGAUGGGAUAUAAUGCCUCAAGAAGAAAAAGACACUUUAAUUACCGAUUUGUACGCUCGUCAAAAGCUUCCUUGGACAGAAUUGUCGGUCGAUGAAAAGCGUGCUGCUUACUGGAUUGCUUUCGGUGAACACGGACCCCGUGCCUACAGUAAUAUCAACCAAAAGACGGUCUUCUGGGGAACCGCUGCUGGUCUCAUAAUUGCCGUUGCCUUGUUUGCUUUGAUUCGUACUCAAGCUGCCCCUGCUCCUCAUACCAUGACCCGUGAAUGGCAAGAAAAAUCUAACGAAUACAUGAAGGAGAACAGGAUUAACCCCAUUAGUGGUGAAGCCAGUGAAGGUUUCAACGGACGUGGUCAAAUUAGCGGUGGUAUGUUCUCUCCUUCUGGUAAGCAAGCUUAA
This is a messenger RNA of Schizosaccharomyces osmophilus, 558 nucleotides long. RefSeq names its product cytochrome c oxidase subunit V (gene cox5). Lineage: Eukaryota; Fungi; Ascomycota; Schizosaccharomycetes; Schizosaccharomycetales; Schizosaccharomycetaceae. Gene Ontology annotation, biological process: mitochondrial electron transport, cytochrome c to oxygen. The coding region runs from base 1 to 558 and encodes 185 amino acids. The transcript has a single exon. The record is from RefSeq and is a predicted model, not a curated record.